Messenger RNA from Beauveria bassiana ARSEF 2860, 1188 nucleotides. RefSeq lists its product as uncharacterized. Lineage: Eukaryota; Fungi; Ascomycota; Sordariomycetes; Hypocreales; Cordycipitaceae. The record is from RefSeq and is a predicted model, not a curated record. The transcript has 2 exons. The coding region runs from base 1 to 1188 and encodes 395 amino acids.
AUGCGUAGAUGGCUGCCGCUGCAUCGUCGCCAUUUGCACUUCAAUCCGUCUUUUCGACGCGUAUUCAGUACCAAUAAUGCCAUUGACAGCGUAGAUAUCCCCUGUGGCUCCUCUGGUCACGUCACUGUCGACUUGCACAAUCUUAGCAAUCUACACUACGAUGAGCCUAUUCUGAUUCACUUUCCUCCGCUUCCGGCUCAUGCCGGUUCGUCGUUCAAGUUGCCAGACUUCCUCAAGGGACUUCCCGUCGCCAGCAUCCGGUAUCGAUGGGACGGCCUCUCAGGUUCGCUCCCGUCAAUGCUGGAUCGUGACCGGCCGUCUCCGGCGCCGUGGCCAACGCCUGUUCACGAUGCCUCCUUUGCCUACUCCUGGCUAAGCGAGAAUUUUGCGCCGGAAAAUUGUGCCCGUCGCGGCGUCUACGUCUAUGGCUCUUUUCUCGGUGCCAGCCUCGCGACAUCACUGGCCCUGACCGAAGCGCAUCCCCAUGCCCGAUUUGCCGUCCGCGGCUUCAUGGCCUACAACGGCAUAUAUAACUGGACCAUGUUUCUCCCUGAUCACCGCAUCAAUCGCCCGACGGCACGUGCCGGCAAAAGCAUCAUGCCGCCGCAGCCUCGGGAAGGCUCACAUAUGCACUUUUUGCAGGAGCAGAUGCCUGGUCUUUUCGGCAAGCCUGCCCAUCUGUUCGACGCAUUUGCCAGCCCGAGCCUCAUGUUUCACUCGCCGGGUCUCCUUAUCCCGCAGUCUUUUACCAUGACAGUCGCCGAGGCUGCGGCAAUUGACGCCAUGGUCGGCAAGGAGGCGGACCCAGCUUUCGAGGUUAAGACGCCACGAAAGUCGCGUCUCGUUUUUCCGCCGCGCAAGUCCACUCUCAAAAUUCCCGAGGCAUUGCUCAUGUAUGACUCGGACCCGAUUCCGCUGACUGCAUCCGGGAAGCCAUCGAAGCGCAAGCCCAGAACCAGCGGCAACAGUUUCCAGGCACAAGCAGCUGAGCUUGCGGAGCUCAUGCGUCGCAGCGUCGAGCUUGUUGAACUCAAAGAGCGAGGGAAGUGGGAUGACGAUAUUGAGGAUAUGGCUUAUGAGGCGAGCAGACGCGUGCAAAUGUUCGACAUUGGCCAAGGCUCACCAAGCUAUGAGAUGAGUGCUGCUGGCCAGGAGGCUGCGUUGACGUGGCUCGGGAAGGAGACUUAG